GCGCCCAGCCGGGCGGGAGGCAGCGGCCGCGGUGCGCGCCAGCGGCGCGGGGAUUGGCUGCGGCGGGCGGAGACGUCAGGCUCCCGGGGCCCCAGCGGCCGCCCGGCGCGGCGCGGCGCAGUCGGCUCUAGUGGUCUCGUAACGGAGAGUUGUUCCCGGCCGUGCCGUCCUCCACCGCCGUCGCUGGGCUGCGCCGCCGCCGUCGCCAGGACGCGCCGCCGAGCCCCUCGUCGCUUCCAGCCCCGCGGCCUCCGUUCACCUCAACUUCCACACGCCCAUCAUGACGAAGACUGAGAAGAAAUCCUUCCACCAGAGCCUGGCCGAGUGGAAGCUGUUCAUCUACAACCCGACCAGCGGAGAGUUUCUGGGGCGCACCUCCAAGAGCUGGGGUCUCAUCUUGCUCUUCUACCUAGUUUUUUAUGGAUUCUUGGCUGCACUCUUCACAUUCACAAUGUGGGCCAUGCUCCAGACUCUGAAUGAUGAAGUUCCGAAAUAUCGAGACCAGAUUCCUAGUCCAGGACUUAUGGUUUUUCCCAAACCACAGACUGCCUUGGAAUAUACAUACAGCACGUCUAAGCCACAUACGUAUAAAAAGUUCGUUGAAGACCUGAAGAGUUUCCUAAAGCCAUAUUCUGUGGAAGAACAGAAGAAUCUCACAGAUUGUCCUGAUGGAGAACUUUUUCAUCAGAAGGGUCCAGAUUAUAAAGCAUGUCAGUUUCCAAUUUCCUUGCUUCAAGAAUGUAGUGGUGGGAGUGAUGCUGAGUUUGGCUAUUCCAAAGGACAGCCUUGUAUUCUUGUGAAGAUGAACAGAAUAAUUGAGUUAAUCCCAGAUGGAACUCCACAAAUAACAUGUGUGACAAAGGAUGGAAACAUAGCAAAUAUAACAACUUAUCCUGAAUUUGGACUUAUAGACUUAAAGUAUUUUCCAUAUUAUGGGAAAAAACGGCACGUUGGAUACCGACAGCCCCUAGUUGCUGUCCAGGUCAAACUUGCCUCUGUUGUUACCACGCAAGAAGUAACAGUUGAGUGCCAAAUUGAUGGAACCGGGAACCUAAAAAACAGGGAUGAACGUGACAAGUUCUUGGGACGAGUUUCGUUCAAAGUCACAGCACGUGCCUAGGAAUAGGAUUUUUCCACAGAAUAAAUGUUGUGUUGUCUCCAUUUUGUAUCAGCUGGACCUGCCAUUCUAGGAUUAUGAGGCCACCUUGGAGGAGGAAGUGGUGUGGUACACACUUGGGUGACAUCAUAACAUGCUUCCAGAUCAUAGUGUUCCGUGUCCUCUGAAGUAACUGCCUGCUGCCUCUGCUGCCCUUGAAUCCAUGUACGGUCGCCACACAGGGACCAGUGAGCUCCCGAUCCCAAACAUGCAGAGUGGGGGUCUUGUCUUCUUCUGUGUGUAAUUGCCAAACGUCUAAAGCUUCAUGUGCUGUGCUGUGUAAAUAUUUUAUGGAUUUAACACUGGUAACUGUCAUAUUUUGAUGCCAGCAAAGUUUUAGGGAUAAAAUGGUACCUUGCCAACAUCGAGUGACUUUAGCUGCAAGAAAUGUGUGAGAAGUUCUGUAUGUGAGGAGGGGAAAGGAAAAUAAAGUGGACCUGAAAGUACCGACUCUGCGUCUGUGUAUGUGUGCGUGUGUGCCUGUCUGUGUGCCCCAGGUCUUUUACAUUCUGAAUUAGACUGUAUCUGAUUUUACUGAGAGGACAAACUUUCUGUUGUAAUACAUAUUUAAAAAUAACAAUUGGGGUGAUUUUGAGUGUUGGAAUCAAAUCUCCCACAUUUAGGUAUCUUAGACAUAUGGAUGAAACAGCGUUUAAACUAGGUGAAUGUGCACGGAUUUUUUUGUUUUGUUUUGUUUAAUGAAAUUAAAUUCCCAAGACAUAAAUUGUAUAGUUUUUCAAAAUGUCUUAAGUGCUUUUAUUUAGUAGACUAUGGACCCUAAUAAAAACAAGUUGUGAAAUACAAAAA
Molecule: messenger RNA, 1963 nt
Organism: Arvicanthis niloticus (Nile rat)
Lineage: Eukaryota; Metazoa; Chordata; Mammalia; Rodentia; Muridae
Gene: Atp1b3
Product: ATPase Na+/K+ transporting subunit beta 3
Biological process (GO): sodium ion export across plasma membrane; intracellular sodium ion homeostasis; potassium ion import across plasma membrane
Cellular component (GO): sodium:potassium-exchanging ATPase complex
Molecular function (GO): ATPase activator activity
Source: RefSeq, a predicted model, not a curated record